GACUUCGACUUUGACCUCAAAUUCAUCUCGGAAUUUAUAUUCAGAGCGGCUUGGUAUAUGCUUGAAUACUUCCUAGAUAUCGAUCGUCUCUUUUCCAAAUUUGUCUUUCGUUUCAAUAUCUUGAUUGAAUCUCUUGUAACUCAGGUUCGUCUACAUGCGAUCGAACUUCCGUCGCACAUAGAUGUUACCACGAUGAUGCGCAAAUUAAAACGCAAGUCUGAAGGCGACUUGCCGAAUUCGAGGUCUAAAACUCGCAAGAAUGGUUCGUACAGAACUGACAUGAAUGUUUCAGAUCAGGAGGAGGACUCUAGUGGUGUUCCGGAUCAGUUUGAUAGGAAGGUUUUGAAGAGAGAUGGGAAAGAGAAAAAGAGGGAGAAGAAAGGAGAAAGAAUGUCGGAGCCUGCUAGGAUUGGUGAGAGGGAAUUGGGAGAGAGGGAAAAAGAUGAGGAUGAGGACUCGGGACAAGAGGCUAGCAAUGAAUUUCUGGAGCUUGAUAAUCUUGAGAGGAAGAAAAAGAAAAGUGCGGAGAGAGCGAAAGCGCAGUUUAUGGAGAAAUUUAUUGGGUCCGUGGAGAGAGAUGUGAAGGACUUCAAGGAAUCGGCGGCAGAAUUGGAGAGAGAGGAUUCGGUUGAAAGUAUGGAGUUCCUGGAAGGCUUUCAUGCUGCUUAUUCUUUGUCGGCGCCAUUCAAAACUGACUCUUAUGAUUUCUCAUUGAAUCACAGAAGAGGUCAAAACAUGAUUACACGAGCGUUAGAGUUAAACUCCCACUUCGAUAAGCUGGCAAAGAAGGAUAUCGCAAAGGAGCUUGCAGGGCUGUUUAGUAACGAAUGGGGCAAAGAGGAUGAAGAGAUUGCUAAGAUGCUUGAACUGGGAAAAAUCGUUGGGCUGAAUAAAUUCGAGUGUAUUGUGAAUGCUUCAGAUCCGGAGAUCUUGGAGACAAAUGCACUUGAAGCUUCGAAGAAAUUCUACCCAGCUGUUGAGGGGGGAGGAAGUUCUGGGUGGGGCAAGGAGGCGAAGAAACAUGAGAGGGCUCAUAAGAAGUUACUCAAGGCUUUUGAGAGCAGGAGUUGAGUGGUAGUUAGAGAGGGAUCGGGGAACGGAAUGAGAUGGGAGAGUUAUAGAAAUUGCUCAAUGUCUUUUCAGACUUUGCUAUCUUGGCUGUUGGGACAGGUAGCCGUAUCAUCGUAUGCAUAGUCUCUUGUAUUUUAUCAUUCUUGAGAUGCUUUACUGUAGCAGCUGUAAAAUGAAUCCUGUUCGUGGACCUAGCGAACUUUGCUGAGCA
This is a messenger RNA of Botrytis cinerea B05.10, 1282 nucleotides long. RefSeq lists its product as hypothetical. Bases 58 to 1071 code for a protein of 337 amino acids. NCBI's taxonomy places the organism in Eukaryota, Fungi, Ascomycota, Leotiomycetes, Helotiales, Sclerotiniaceae. The record is from RefSeq and is a predicted model, not a curated record. The transcript is spliced from 4 exons.